Messenger RNA from Acanthochromis polyacanthus (spiny chromis), 872 nucleotides. Its product is annotated as cholecystokinin-like. Lineage: Eukaryota; Metazoa; Chordata; Actinopteri; Pomacentridae. The transcript has 4 exons. The coding region runs from base 145 to 558 and encodes 137 amino acids. The record is from RefSeq and is a predicted model, not a curated record. Gene Ontology annotation, molecular function: neuropeptide hormone activity. Gene Ontology annotation, biological process: digestion. Gene Ontology annotation, cellular component: axon; extracellular region.
CUGAGGGACAGGAAAAACACACACACACACAGACUCAGACGGCGCUGAGCGGGGAGUAUAAAAGGGGCAUCCUUCCCACUCAACAGAGAAGUGCUCUCCUCACUCUCACACACUCCUCUAACAGGCUGAACCUCGUCUCUCAAGAUGACUGCAGGGUUAUGUGUGUGUGUCGUGCUGGCUGUCCUAUGUACGAGCUGUUUGGGGCUCCCCUUCUCCUACCAGCCCUUCGACGAGGGCCAGCGCUCCAUCUCGGCUCCUUCUCAAGCUCUCCUCGAGGCUGGCACCCACACCUUGGGAGAGCCACACCUCCGACACAGGCGCUCUGCCCCCCAGCUGAAAGCUCUUCCUCUGGCUGAGGAGGAUGCAGACUCCCGGGCCAACCUUAGCGAGCUGCUUGCCAGACUCAUCUCCUCCAGGAAAGGCUCUGUGCGCAGAAACUCCACAGCAAACAGCAGAGGUGGUGGACUGAGCGCCAACCACCGGAUAACAGACAGGGACUACUUGGGCUGGAUGGAUUUCGGCCGUCGCAGCGCAGAGGAGUACGAAUACUCCUCGUAAGGGCAAGUCACGGCUCCAACCCCCUUCAUGAUGGGCACAAGAGAAAAAGAAGAAAAAAAAAAUCAAAACCCACGCAAGCUGGCUCCUCACUGUCUCACAAUAAGAGUCUAUUUAUGAUGUAUUUGUUGUACAUUUGUUUGUAAAACUGUAAUAACGCAAUAUACACACUGUAUGCCAAAUUUUGCAGAAAAGCUCCCACUGUCCAUCGUUUGUCUGUUUCUGGUUUUCUCUGGUUUCUUUAUCAUUUUGUGUGGAAAGGAUCUGGAUGGUGUCAGGGUCUGUUGAGACUAACUGAAUAAAGAUAAAAAAUAUCA